This is a messenger RNA of Aplysia californica (California sea hare), 825 nucleotides long. RefSeq names its product UPF0728 protein. The transcript is spliced from 4 exons. Bases 112 to 390 code for a protein of 92 amino acids. The record is from RefSeq and is a predicted model, not a curated record. Lineage: Eukaryota; Metazoa; Mollusca; Gastropoda; Aplysiida; Aplysiidae.
UCGCAUCUAAUGAGCGUCCCAUAGAAACAUUUCCGUUACAUCUCCUGUUUUGUGUUUUCUUUCCAUUGAUGUACUUUUACUAAAUAGCAACACAAAAAGAAAGGGGGUCCAAUGCCUUCCAAUGCCAAAGUGUUUCUCCACUAUGGGCCGUACGAAGCUGCUGCCACAGUGGAGUACCGACAGUCCAGGCUACAGGGGAUGAAAACGAUCCUUAGUCGAGCUGGACAUAUUGUGGAACUGAGACCUUUCAAAGACUGGAAUAGAGUGGAGAUCUGGGUCAAUGGAGAAAAGAUUUUCAGCUGCGACAUUCGAGAUCUGGAUUACGGCGGUGAUGGAGACCUUGACCCCUUAUGUCAAGAAGCCUGCGAGGCUGUGAGACGUGCUUACUGAUCCACUCCGGGUUUGAGAAUGAAAGAAAGGAACAGAAUUCAUCAUCACCAUCAACGUCACAGUUUGUUCUGCCCACGGUCCAGACCUCCCACAGAUGCCCAUGCUGCAUUCCUACAGCAUUGCUCAUGGCACUAACAUUUUUCACCUCAUGUCAUGAAUUGUUAUUUGGUCUUGUUUUGAAUUAUUUUUUCUUCCAAUCUAUACAAUGUUUGCUGGAUGUUAUGCAACAAAUUUGUUCGCAGCUGCUUAAGGUAAACUGUGAACCCAUGUCAAUGUAAUGGGUAUGGGUGGGGUAUUUAUCUUAGACAUCUUAUUUCCUUGUGCCUGAAUGAUGUAUUAUGUCUCCUGUGCAGUCAUUGUGAAGAGGAAAAAGAAAUUGCUGUCUACGCUGACAACAGAAAUCUUAAAACAUUAAAUGCUGAACUUGUUUCAGAG